This is a messenger RNA of Colletotrichum phormii, 733 nucleotides long. RefSeq lists its product as uncharacterized. Lineage: Eukaryota; Fungi; Ascomycota; Sordariomycetes; Glomerellales; Glomerellaceae. Bases 149 to 601 code for a protein of 150 amino acids. The transcript has a single exon. The record is from RefSeq and is a predicted model, not a curated record.
CAAACCAGCUCAAUUCCUGCAGGGUAAAUUGCCAUACUGUGUUUUUUUUUUUACCAACUCGGAAGUUCCAGACAGCCGUGUGUGGUUGGCAAUACAAGAAGGUUCCCUGUGUGAGAAAUGCUAAUGGUCGAGUCUCGAAGAAACGAAUAUGAUGUCUGGCAUCAUUUCAUGUUUUGAGAUUUCAGGCGUCGUGGCGCUCUUUCUCCUCGUUGCGGGCAUACCAGUUGCCCAUUCGUGUAUGUCCUCUGCUGUUGACACCCCGUUGUUUCUGUUUUCCCCGUUGCUCUCAGAGCAACUCGUCUAUCAUCGGAUGAUGGUACAGAUCAAUGUGAGAGAAGAAAGCAAGAGAGAGAGAUCUUGGCAGAAAAAUAGAAGAAGAGUAAGUAGAGAGAUUGAGAGAGAAAGAAACAACUCUGAUAUGCAACAUUGGAAAGCAGAAAAACGGAAAAAAAUGAAAUGCAACAACAAAAAACCUCGCUCACCCCGAGUAUACCAUCAACCAUCGCAUGCGCAACGAUGCGCGCUUGUAUCUUUCCGAAACCUGAACGCCUGGUAUCCUCCCGCCCGCUCGCCAACCCAAUGCAUCGAAAUUUGUCCGUAAACCACACAAGUUGAAAAUGAGACCGUUGCCGAAUGCCUGUAGAAUCGAAUCUCCCCGCCGCCGACUUUGAAAACAAGUCCCUCUCUUGAAACCCAAAGUGUAAACCCAAAAUGAUGCCCCGUGAGGCAGAGA